Messenger RNA from Arachis duranensis, 987 nucleotides. RefSeq lists its product as uncharacterized. The transcript has 6 exons. Bases 52 to 855 code for a protein of 267 amino acids. The record is from RefSeq and is a predicted model, not a curated record. Lineage: Eukaryota; Viridiplantae; Streptophyta; Magnoliopsida; Fabales; Fabaceae. Gene Ontology annotation, molecular function: protein binding.
GUAAGCUUUGAGUGAAGUGAGCUCAGUAUCCUGUGCCCUUUGGUCGCAGCCAUGGCCUCUCCUUCCACCUUCUUUCUCUUCCUUCUCUUCAUCCUCCUCACUUUUCACGCUAACGCAGAAAGCAUAAUUUUCGAAGAGGGUUUCACGGUCACCACCGUCCUCGACGGCCACAAGAUCAACGUCAACCCUUACUCCAUCCUCCAGCGAUACGGUUCCUCCGAUGUCAUCCUCCUUGAUUCUACAAACAGCGUUUUCUACACCCUUCAAUUCCCCAUUUCCAGUGAUAGUAUUGUGAGGAGGCUUUCAGGAGAUGGGUCUGCGGGGUAUAAAGAUGGGGAUGUGAUUUCAGCUGAGUUUAACAGACCCAAAAGCUUUGCUGUUGAUCUUAAAGGAAAUGUGUACGUUGCUGACAAGAACAAUAAGGCCAUUAGGAAAAUCUCUAGCAAUGGUGUGACUACAAUUGUUGGAGAUUUCUCAGAAAAGUCAAGCAGAAAAAAUGGACUUUCACAAAAUGUAUCACUUUCUAAUGAUUUUGAGCUGGCUUUCAUUCCUGGCCUGUGCGCUUUACUGGUCUCAGAUCAUAUGCAUCAAUUGAUCCAUCAGAUUAAUUUGAAGGAGGAGGAUUGUACCUUUGGAUCUAACUCUGGGCUAGGUGCAGCUAUGAUUUGGACUUUAGGAUUAGGACUAUCAUGUUUACUAGGCUUGGUGAUUGGGAUCGCAGUUGGCAGGUAUCUCAUCCCUAAUACAGGAAGGUUUGAACCCUUGCCAUUUUGCCACGACAUGGAAGCAUUGCCUAACACCUCUGGGGAAUCUAGUUCAGAUACUCUACUCCGGCAACAAAAGCGCAGCUGCUAGCAAUAUCUGCUCGUUCCUGAUCCAACUGGGGAAAUUUAUUGUCUCUUAUCUUCUUCUGUUUAGAUUCAUCUUAGCUUCUCGAAGGCCAUGUCUAGAAUCUGUGUCAUUGAUGGAUUUAGAUGCAUGCAACAG